AUGAUAAUAUCGAGCAAUAUAUCGAAAUUUAAAAAAAAAAAUUUAAGCGAUACGAACGAUGAAUCUUACGUUAUACCAACACUCCAAUCGACUUUUGCCGAUAUGACAAUAAAAUUAAUGCUUAUACCAUUAGAUUCGUACAAACAAAAUAAUGAUUUAAAAACUGCGCUCGAUGAAUUAAAUAAUGUAUUUACAGUCAAUGGAGAUCCACAGAGAAAAACUAGUCCUGUAGGAGACCAUGAAAAAUUUUUUACUAAUUUGUUAACACGUUUUAAAAAUAUUAUAUGGGAGUGCAUGAUAUUGAAACAGUCACAUGGAAUAAAACCUAAAAGAGAAUUACUUAUAUUGGAUGAUAACAAAAUAGAUGUAAUGGAUACAAAUGAUUUUUUUUUUACGACCAACUCCAAUAUAAAUUUUAUGGAAGCUUUAGAUGAUAUAACAAAUCAAUAUGGAUUAGGUUUGGUUAAUCAUUUGGGUCCUCACCUAAUAGCCUUGGGACAUUUUACUGUAUUAAAAUUAGCACUUAAAAAUUAUAACAAUUAUUUCCAAGCAAAAAGUAUAAAAUUUUUUAGUUGGCAAAAAAUAUUAGAGUUCUCCAUGUCUGAUCGAUUUAAGGUUCUUGAUAUGAUGUGUGAUAAUGAAUCAGUUUACUAUUCCGAAAAAAAGAGAAGAAAAACGUACUUGAAAGUUGAUCGAUCACACACAUCUAUGGAAUGUAAUAUAUUAGAAUAUCUAUACAUUAUUUUAAUAAAUAUCAGUUAG
Molecule: messenger RNA, 762 nt
Organism: Plasmodium adleri (nom. inval.)
Lineage: Eukaryota; Apicomplexa; Aconoidasida; Haemosporida; Plasmodiidae
Product: cytoadherence linked asexual protein 3.1, putative
Exons: 4
Coding region: 1-762 (253 amino acids)
Biological process (GO): adhesion of symbiont to microvasculature
Source: RefSeq, a predicted model, not a curated record